Messenger RNA from Drosophila hydei, 1397 nucleotides. RefSeq names its product senecionine N-oxygenase (gene Fmo-2). The coding region runs from base 101 to 1384 and encodes 427 amino acids. Gene Ontology annotation, molecular function: N,N-dimethylaniline monooxygenase activity; flavin adenine dinucleotide binding; NADP binding. Lineage: Eukaryota; Metazoa; Arthropoda; Insecta; Diptera; Drosophilidae. The record is from RefSeq and is a predicted model, not a curated record. The transcript has 6 exons.
ACUCAGCGAGCUGGAGAGACGCAUCGACGAGGCUCUCGAAAAUACGUGCAACGAUUUGUAGUGAAGAGCAACAAAAAUAAGUAAUAUAUAACGUAUAAAAAUGAACAAGACGCCUAUGCACGAGCUGCGUCGCGUGUGCGUUAUUGGAGCUGGCACCGCAGGCUUAAGCGCCUUGAAGAACUCACUGGAAGCGGGUCUGGAGGCGGUGGCGUAUGAGCGGGGCACAGAGAUCGGGGGCACAUGGAUAUUCUCGGAAGAGCUGCCAAAGGAUGAGCACGAAGAGGUGCACAGCAGCAUGUACGAGGGCUUGCGCACAAAUUUGCCCAAGGAAGUCAUGGGUUAUCCGGACUAUCCGUAUCCCACAGAGAUUGAAGACUCAUUCAUUACAUCGCAGCAGGUAUUGGAGUUUCUGCGCUCCUACGCCGAUCAUUUCAACCUACGACCGCACAUCAAGCUGCAACACGAGGUCAUCAGGGUGCGGCCCAGAUUGAACGAUUGGGAGGUCUAUGUUUGGGAUCACAACAACAACACUUGCGAUCCGGUCUACUACGACUUCAUUUACGUCUGCAAUGGCCACUACACGGAACCGGACAUGCCCAAAAUUGAGGGCAUGGAUCUGUUCGAGGGUCAGCAAAUGCACAGUCAUGUCUAUCGCAAGGCGGAGAAAUUUAAGGAUCAGAGAGUGCUGAUUAUUGGUGCCGGUCCUAGUGGCAUGGAUAUUACAAAUCACAUUCGCAAGGAGGCUAGGCACGUAUACUUGAGCCAUCAUCUCCCGACCACGCCCAACACCGCCUUUAUGGGCAAUGUGACGCAAAAGCCGGACGUUGAGCGGUUUACCAAAAAUGGCGCCAUAUUUAAGGAUGGCAGUGAGGAGAGCUUCGACUACGUGGUCCAUUGCACCGGCUAUCAAUACAGUUUUCCGUGCCUCAGCACCGAUGUGGGCGUGCAGGUGAUCGAUAACUUUGUGCAGCCACUGUGGAAGCACUGCGUCAACAUUAACCAUCCGACAAUGUCGUUCAUUGGACUGCCUUUCAAUGUGAUACCCACGCACAUAUUCGAUAUGCAGGUGCGCUUCACACUUAAGUUCUACACUGGACAACGCCAGCUACCCACCAAGGAGCAGAUGAUCGCCGACCUGGAGAAGGAGCAGGGCGAGCGCUGGGAGUGCGGCUUUGUCAACCGUAAAAAGGCACAUCAAAUGGGUGAACGACAGUUCGAUUACUACAAUGAGCUAGCCAAUAUGACGGGCAUUGAGAAUAUAAAACCUGUUAUUUUAAAGCUAAUGAAGGAUUGCGGAAAGAAAUAUAUAUUUGAACUGGAUACGUAUCGCAAUAAUCGUUACACGGUUAUAGACGAUGAGAAUUUCACCAAGCGCGCUAUAUGAUGAACAUGUAUUG